Molecule: messenger RNA, 2022 nt
Organism: Lactuca sativa (garden lettuce)
Lineage: Eukaryota; Viridiplantae; Streptophyta; Magnoliopsida; Asterales; Asteraceae
Product: calcium-dependent protein kinase 1
Biological process (GO): protein phosphorylation
Molecular function (GO): protein kinase activity; calcium ion binding; ATP binding
Source: RefSeq, a predicted model, not a curated record
AAGUGAGGCGGCACAAUGAUCUGUUGGUUGAUCGGGUGUAUUACCCCAAAUUUUUGUCUAUGGUUUCUGCUUACUACACCCUCCACAUAUCUCUCCACAUGCCUCAACACAUGCUUUGACUUCAAUCUUGACGAUAUUUACUCCCACCGCAUAAUGGGUAAUUGCAACGGCGUCCCGGCUGCCGGCAACGGCGGCGCCACCACCACCACCACGUCCAACUCAACUGCCCCACCAUCUCAGAAACAAUCUCCACCCAAGGGACUCACAAUCCUUCCUGCAUCGGAUCCGGCACCUCCUCGCCAACCGCUGCCGGCCUCCGUCGGCCGUGUCCUCGGGCGGCCAAUGGAAGAUGUUCGCGCAACCUACACAAUCGGUAAAGAGCUAGGCCGCGGCCAAUUUGGCGUGACGUAUCUUGUCACUCAUAAAACCACGCACCAACAGUUCGCUUGCAAGUCGAUCGCGAUGCGGAAGCUGAUCAACAAGGACGACAUCGACGAUGUCCGGAGAGAGGUUCAGAUCAUGCAUCACCUCACCGGACACCGUAACAUUGUCGAACUCCAUGGCGCCUACGAGGAUCGGCACUCUGUUAACCUAAUCAUGGAGUUGUGCGCCGGCGGGGAGCUAUUUGAUCGGAUUAUAGCGAAGGGACAUUAUUCGGAGCGUGCUGCAGCUGGGCUCUGUCGGCAGAUGGUGACGGUGGUGCAUGAUUGUCAUACGAUGGGAGUGUUCCAUAGAGACUUAAAACCUGAGAACUUUUUGUUCUUGAGUACCGAUGAAGACUCGCCAUUGAAAGCUACUGACUUUGGUCUCUCGGUGUUUUUCAAACCAGGAGAUGUAUUCAGAGACCUUGUUGGAAGUGCAUAUUAUGUGGCUCCUGAAGUCCUGCGUAGACAUUAUGGUGCUGAGGCAGAUAUCUGGAGUGCUGGUGUAAUUCUUUAUAUUUUACUUAGUGGUGUCCCACCAUUUUGGGGAGGUAUAUAUAUACAUAAUUUCAAUGAAGUUAUUAUCAUCAUAGAAUACAUGUAUCAACAAUUCAUAUCUUUUACAGAAACUGAGCAAAGCAUCUUUGAUGCUGUUCUACGUGGGAAUCUUGAUUUUGUAUCUGAUCCAUGGCCAAGCAUAUCAAGUAGUGCAAAAGAUCUUGUGAAAAAGAUGCUAAAAUCUGAUCCUAAAGAAAGACUUACAGCAGUUGAAGUCCUAAAUCACCCAUGGAUGAGAGAAGAUGGUGAUGCAUCAGAUAAGCCAAUUGACAUUGCUGUCCUUACAAGAAUGAAACAAUUCCGUGCCAUGAACAAAUUAAAAAAAGUAGCUCUGAAAGUAAUUGCAGAAAAUCUUUCAGAAGAAGAGAUUAUUGGAUUGAAGGAGAUGUUCAAAUCCAUGGACACUGAUAACAGUGGCACAAUCACUUUUGAAGAACUCAAAGCAGGUCUUCCUAAACUUGGCACCAAGCUUUCUGAAUCAGAAGUCAGGCAGUUAAUGGAAGCGGCUGAUGUGGAUGGAAAUGGGACGAUUGAUUAUAUUGAGUUUAUUUCUGCAACAAUGCAUUUGAAUCGUGUGGAAAGGGAAGAUCAUUUGUAUAAAGCUUUUGAGUACUUUGAUAAGGAUAAGAGUGGAUAUAUAACAGUGGAAGAAUUGGAGCAUGCUUUGAAGAAGUACAAUAUGGGAGAUGAGAAAACAAUAAAGGAAAUUAUUGCUGAAGUUGACACAGAUAAUGAUGGGCGGAUAAAUUAUGAUGAAUUUGCAGCCAUGAUGAGAAAAGGCAGCCCAGAAAUGGUCACCGCUAGACGUCGAAAAUGAUAAUUUUCAGAGUUUGUUUUUUCAUUUAUUUUCACAAAUUGUUUUUUCAUUAUUUUAAAGCUGGUUGAUUAAAUAUUUAACGAUAGCAGCCUUUUGAGUUUUUAUUAUGAGGGUUAUUUAUUUGUUUUCCCAGAAGCAAGUAAAUGGGGUUUGUUAUAGAUAUUUAUAAAUUAUAAUGUACCAAACUGUGAUUGUUUCUGAAAAAUCAUUUUUUUUUUUACCAAA